Messenger RNA from Saccharomyces eubayanus, 2163 nucleotides. RefSeq names its product Apl2p (gene APL2). NCBI's taxonomy places the organism in Eukaryota, Fungi, Ascomycota, Saccharomycetes, Saccharomycetales, Saccharomycetaceae. Gene Ontology annotation, biological process: intracellular protein transport; vesicle-mediated transport. Gene Ontology annotation, molecular function: clathrin binding. The transcript has a single exon. Gene Ontology annotation, cellular component: membrane coat. The coding region runs from base 1 to 2163 and encodes 720 amino acids. The record is from RefSeq and is a predicted model, not a curated record.
AUGCCACCGCUGGAUAAGAGGAUCAAGAAGUUUUUAAAGGACUCCAUUAGAAUAGCACCUAAAAUUUCCAGUAAGGGUGAAUUGGGUGAAUUACGAACCGGCCUAGUCUCUCAAUACCCGCAAACUCGGAAAGAUGCCAUUAAAAAAACUAUUCAACAAAUGACAUUAGGGAAAGAUGUAUCUUCACUGUUUCCUGACGUCUUAAAGAACAUUGCCACGAUUGAUGUUGAACAGAAAAAACUGGUUUACCUUUAUGUGAUGAACUAUGCCGAAACACACCCCGAGUUAUGUAUCCUUGCCGUCAAUACAUUUAUUACCGAUGCGCAGGAUCCCAAUCCCUUAAUUCGUUGUCUGGCAAUUAGAACAAUGUCAAUGAUAAGAGUGGAGAAAAUUUUAGAAUACAUUGAAACCCCUCUUCGUCGUACUUUGCAUGAUGAUAAUGCUUAUGUCAGGAAAACUGCUGUGAUAUGUGUUGCAAAACUUUUCCAAUUAAACAAGGAACUAUGUGUCGAGCUAGGUGUUCUUGAAGAUUUGGUUAAUGCCCUAGAUGAUUCGAACCCUUUGGUCAUUGCAAACGCAACAGCUGCAUUAAUAGAGAUUCACAAUAUGGACAUGAAUGCUGUCAAACUUUCAAGUUUGAUUCAAUCGCACGUGUCACAAUUUCUACUGGCGUUGAAUGAAUGUACCGAAUGGGCGAGAAUCACUAUAUUGAGUACACUGUCUGAAUAUUCGGCGAAGGAUUCGCUAGAAGCACAGGAUAUCAUUGACAGAGUAACCGCUCAUUUACAACACGUCAACCCAGCGGUUGUCUUGGCAACUAUAAAAGUGAUCGUAAGAAACUUACCACAAAUUGAAUACUCUUCAAAUAGCAUGAUAAUGAAAAGGUUAUCAUCUGCUUUGGUAUCAUUAAUGUCUACACCGCCUGAGAUGCAAUAUGUGGCCUUGAAGAAUAUUAGAAUUAUACUAGAAAAAUACCCUGAAUUAUUAACCAAGGAAUUGAGGAUAUUUUAUAUCAAGUUUACCGAUCCACUCUAUGUUAAGCUGGAAAAAAUCGACAUUCUUGUGAGAUUGGUUGAUCCCUCCAAUUUGAAGCAAUGUACUUUGUUAUUAACUGAGUUGAAAGAAUAUGCAAUGGAAUAUGAACCGGAGUUUGUCUCAAGAGCUAUUCAAGCUUUAUCUCAACUAGGUAUUAAAUAUGCACAAGAAUCAUUUGUUAGCAAAGUCUUGGAUAUACUCCUAGAAUUGUUAGAAAGACAGGAUACAAUAAAGGACGACUGCUGUAUAUCGUUAUGUGAUUUAUUGAGACAUUGUCCUGAAAACAAUGAAAUGGCCAAACAAGUCUGUGCAGUAUUCAACACAUGGUCCAAUCCAGAAGUUUUGUUACAAUCAGAUAUUGCCAAGUGUAAUUUCGUAUGGUUAUUGGGACAGCAUCCAAAUGAUUUUUCCAAUUUAGAGCCAAAGAUCAAUAUCUUCAUAGAAAAUUUUGUUCAAGAAGAAGCUUUGACACAAAUGUCUUUGUUAAUGACAGUUGUCAGAUUGCAUUCCACUUUAACGGGGAGCGCACUACAAAGUGUCUUGGAAUUGGCCACACAACAAACACAUGAAUUAGAUGUCCGAGAUAUGGCUAUGAUGUAUUGGAGAUGUCUUUCUAUGCCAAAUUCUGAGAAGCUUAUUAAUGAUUUAUGUCAAAGUAAACUCCCAAUGAUUUCAAAUACACUUGAUAAGUUCUCACCAGAAGUCUUAGAAAAAUUAUUGAUGGAAUUGGGUACCAUAAGUUCCAUCUAUUUCAAGCCUAACGCAGACAGGAGAAAAGGUAAAAAAUACGUCCAAAAUAUAGUCAAGGGGAAGCAUAUGGAGGAACUAGAAAGCAUGGCAAAAGAUGAAAUUGCCAACAAGGCAAAUGACGAUGUGCUACUAGAUUUCGAUGAUAGAAAUGAUGCGACGAAUACGAGCACAGGAAUGCUCAAUACUUCAAGCACAUUGGGCGAUUUAGACGACUUAUUCGAUUUCGGAUCUUCCGAGGAUACUCCACAAAUAAAUAAGGAUGGUUCCAAGACUGUUCAAGGGCUCAAUAGCUUGAAUUUGAACGACAACUUAAACACCAUGUCUACCAAUAAUAAAAACAACAAUGGAGUGUCGCAGGACCUACUUGACCUGUUUUGA